GUUGACGAAAACAUUCCGAAGCGAAUUAGCGAAUUCCGAUAACAAGCUCGAUGGAAGAAUGUAAUUUGGUUACAAAUUAAUUAAUAAUUACUCUAAUUUAUUUUAUUUUACCCAUUUCUCGGUUAGAAUAUACUCUACGGUUUAAUAAUUCCUCGUAAUAACCAAACUUUCAACCAUCUGUGUCCAAGUUCGCGAUGUGUAUGAGAUCGGAAUCUCUGUGUUAUUGAUAUUUUUUCAACGAAUUACUUUGGAAUCUAGAAUAAUUAUAUAGUACAAACAAUCAUGGAUAUCGAAGACGCCGAUACUUCCGAUUCCGGACCAGUUCCCAGUUUAUAUUCGUUCACUAGUCCCAGCAUUAAAAAGCUUCUAGGUUGGAAGCAAGGCGACGAAGAAGAAAAAUGGGCAGAGAAAGCUGUCGAAUCUUUAUUCAAGAAGCUGAGAAAACAGAACAAAAAAGCUUAUAAAAACUUGAUAAAAGCGUUGAAUUUCCCCGGACAGCCCAGUGAAUGCGUUACGAUACCUAGAAGUUUGGAUGGAAGAUUACAGGUAUCUCAUAGAAAAGCACUGCCACACGUGAUCUAUUGUCGAGUUUGGAGGUGGCCUGAUUUACAAUCUCAUCAUGAACUCAAAGCCGAAGAUUAUUGCCAAUAUCCAUUCUCAGCCAAAGAGAAGAAUGUUUGCAUCAAUCCAUAUCAUUAUAAAAGGGUUGAAAGCCCGAGUACACUGUUACCACCAGUGCUUGUUCCUAGACAUAGCGAAUUUGCUCCCAAUCAUACCUCAUUGCAAUACCAACAACAACAACAGCAGCAGAUGUCGAUGAAUUAUUUAGCUGGAAGUCCACCUCAAUCAUUCUCGCCUCAUGAUGACAGAAGCAGCGUAUCAUCUUUUGGUGAACUCGGUCGUGGAGCUGACGUCACUGAAGAACCUUCUUUCUGGGCAACUAUCGCAUAUUACGAAUUGAACUGUAAAGUCGGUGAAGUAUUUCCAUGUCAUUGGCAAACGGUCAUCGUCGACGGUUUUACUAAUCCUACCGGCCGGAAAUUGAAUAGGUUUUGCCUUGGUCAGUUAUCUAAUGUGAAUCGUAACUCAACUAUCGAAAAUACUCGUCGUCAUAUUGGAAGAGGAGUACAAUUGCACUUUGUGCAAGGUGAAGUAUUCGUCGAAUGUUUAUCAGAUGCUGCGAUAUUCGUGCAGUCGCGACAUUUCAACUAUCAUCAUAGAUUCCACCCUUCAACCGUUUGCAAAAUACCACCUGGUAAUUCGCUGAAAAUAUUCAACAACAAGGAAUUCGCUGAUUUACUUACGCAGUCUGUUAAUAAUGGAUUCGAAGCAGUUUACGAACUCACAAAAAUGUGCACCAUCAGGUUGUCUUUCGUUAAAGGUUGGGGAGCUGAUUAUCACAGACAAGAUGUCACUUCUACUCCGUGCUGGAUUGAAAUUCAUUUACAUGGUGCUUUGCAGUGGUUGGAUAAGGUUUUAACCCAAAUGGGAUCUCCGAAUAAUCCGAUUUCUUCUGUAUCGUAAUAUUAACGAAUGGAAUAGUUUGAUAGUAUUUUGAUUUUAAUGGUGCCAUGUUAAGUAUGUUGAAAAUGUUUGCUCGUAGGUAUAUUCGUUCGUUUGAAUUUUUUGAUCGAAACUUCAACUCCAUUCUGUUGAAAUACCGAGUGGAUCUAUUGAUACAAACAGAAACGAUUCAUUGAAGUUUUAAGAAAGGUGUUUUAUUGAAAAGUAUGUUCGUUGAGGACCAUUUUACAACACGUGUUGAUUUUCUUCGAGUUCGAUAAACCCGAUAUUUUGACUUUACUUAUGAUAAAUUUAUCUACAAUGAUAAUAUCACUUCAUCUUGAAUAAUUCUCUUGGUCGUAUUCCUAUUAAGCGAUUUCUUUUUAAAUCAGGUAGUUUACAUAUCAAAAAUUAUUACAGUAUCACUACAAAAGUCCUCCAAUUUUUCCUUCUCCGCUCGUGAGUAAUUUACGUACUCAUCAUUAGAACUUAAUUGAAAACAUAAUCGAGUUUUUUGAAAUGAAACUGAGUAUCUUUUAAACAUAUUUUUUAUCUUCCAAUAUUAAGUUAUUUAUUUAUUUAUUUAUUAGGGCUUUAUUUAUAUGUACUUUCAUUUACUACUUCGUAAAUAGGGUAACUAUGCUUUUUUAUGUAUAAUUGGACAUUCGAUAUCUAUUGGAUCUCUUUAAACUUUUACAAAACUGUCGAAUAAUAUUUCGUGAUUUGCUUUAUUUUUCGUUUGUCGUGAAUGAUAAUUAUAUCGACUUGAAUCUUAAUAUUACCGUUUUGUCAUUCGCGAUAGUGAAUUGGUUGUGAAUUGCAUUAAAAAAUAACAAAAAAUGAUGUAAUUUAAAUACAAGAAUUUCUCGUAGUAAAAUACGUAGUUAUAAAAUUUUUAGUUCGAGUUUUCUGCCAAUGAUAGUAUUCGUGAGAAAUGACGAUUUUUUUUUCUAUUUUUUUACUUAGGUAAUAUGAAUAAUGACAUAUGUACUUAAAAAUAAUAUAUCGUACUUUUCGUUUUCAA
Planococcus citri (citrus mealybug) is the source of this 2527-nucleotide messenger RNA. Its product is annotated as protein mothers against dpp-like. The coding region runs from base 283 to 1524 and encodes 413 amino acids. Gene Ontology annotation, molecular function: DNA-binding transcription factor activity, RNA polymerase II-specific; I-SMAD binding; RNA polymerase II cis-regulatory region sequence-specific DNA binding. The transcript has 7 exons. NCBI's taxonomy places the organism in Eukaryota, Metazoa, Arthropoda, Insecta, Hemiptera, Pseudococcidae. The record is from RefSeq and is a predicted model, not a curated record. Gene Ontology annotation, biological process: regulation of transcription by RNA polymerase II; BMP signaling pathway; cell differentiation. Gene Ontology annotation, cellular component: heteromeric SMAD protein complex.